Molecule: messenger RNA, 339 nt
Organism: Bacidia gigantensis
Lineage: Eukaryota; Fungi; Ascomycota; Lecanoromycetes; Lecanorales; Ramalinaceae
Exons: 2
Coding region: 1-339 (112 amino acids)
Source: RefSeq, a predicted model, not a curated record
AUGGUUGCUUUGGGGCUCACCGAUCAGGAGACAGGUCUUAUCGCACGCCUCCUCAACCAGGCCCUCAAUCCAUACAUCACGAGCAUUGGCACUCAAGCCAGAUACUUUGGUCUGAAGUAUUUCUACUUCGGGUGCUUGCUGGAGACUCUCGAGGGCACGGUAGACACCGCCGUGAAGUUCGUGGUGGACGGGGCAUUGCCGGUCAAUACGUCCGCCACAAUGAAGCACCAGGUUUUAUCCAAAGAUUUUGGUAAGGUGGAUAAUGUGACUUUCCAACAAGGCGAUAUAGUGACGCAGGUCUUUGAGCUUGAUAAUGUCGAGUAUGUCCUUGUCAAGUAG